This is a messenger RNA of Alosa sapidissima (American shad), 1088 nucleotides long. Its product is annotated as olfactory receptor 1M1-like. Gene Ontology annotation, biological process: G protein-coupled receptor signaling pathway. Gene Ontology annotation, cellular component: membrane. The coding region runs from base 1 to 981 and encodes 326 amino acids. Gene Ontology annotation, molecular function: olfactory receptor activity; G protein-coupled receptor activity. The transcript has a single exon. NCBI's taxonomy places the organism in Eukaryota, Metazoa, Chordata, Actinopteri, Clupeiformes, Clupeidae. The record is from RefSeq and is a predicted model, not a curated record.
AUGCUGAACCUCAGAGCAGCUUUCUCAAAUGGCACUCUCAUCCACCCUCCAGGGUUUUACGUGGUUGGAUUCACAGCCAUGCCACACGCCAAUCUCUAUCUCAUUUUCCUGGGUGUGAUUUAUGUACUCACUGUUCUGUUUAACUGCUGUAUUCUGUGCAUCAUUUGGCUUGACCAUAAAUUACAUACUCCUAAGUUUCUGGCCGUGGCCAACCUUGCUGUGGUGGACAUCCUGUUCAGUUCAUGUCUCAUCCCUAGCAUGCUGAAGACGUUCUUGUUUAAAGAUGGGUUUGUGCCGUUCAACCUGUGCCUCGUUCAGAUGGGCGUUUACUACUGUUGCAGUUCACUUGAGUCCUUCUCCUUGGCAGUGCUGGCAUACGACAGACUGAUCGCAAUCUGUAUUCCUCUCAGACAACACGCCAUCAACACAAACACCAACAUGCUAUGCAUUCUGGGAACUGUCUGGGCCUUCUGCGUGGCAAUAGUAAUAUUUUCAACAACGAUAAUGAAAAGACUGACGUUCUGUGGCUCUGUACAAGUGAACAGCUACUUCUGUGACUACUCUCCCGUCUACAGACUGUCCUGUAAUAACUACUCACUACAGUGGGCCACUGCUGUGACCCUCAGCAUUAUCAUCCUGUUCGGACCUCUCACCUUUAUCGUGGUAUCUUACGGUAGCAUCUUGAUAGCUGUUUUCAGAAUGAAGAAUGUAGGGAACCGGUACAAAGCAUUGGCUACCUGCACAGAGCAUCUCAUACUUGUGGCCAUUUUCUAUGUUCCGACUUUGACUUUGUACAUCAUCGGGUUCUUCUUGUACCGGCCGGAUCCAGACAUCAGGAUGGUGACGUUGUCCAUGUCUGCCUGCAUGCCGCCCUGCCUGAACCCUGUAGUGUAUUCCCUGAAAACAAAAGAGAUCAAAAGUAAAGCACAGUCAAUGUUCUGUAAAACCACAGUGAGGCCUGAGAACAAACAGAAACCAUGAUGUGAAUCUGUGCCUAUUAAUGUCCAUCAGUUGUUUUCUAGAUAAAUGUACAUUGUAUAUCCUCCAUAAAUGUAUAUUGAUGCUGACAGACAGAAUAUGCAUUAAUG